Tetrahymena thermophila SB210 is the source of this 405-nucleotide messenger RNA. RefSeq lists its product as hypothetical. The transcript has a single exon. NCBI's taxonomy places the organism in Eukaryota, Ciliophora, Oligohymenophorea, Hymenostomatida, Tetrahymenidae. The record is from RefSeq and is a predicted model, not a curated record.
AUGCUCUUAUUUAUGAAUCAAAAUAUUUAAAAGGAUUUAAAAGAGGGUAUGCUGGAAAAGGUGGAUCUGGUGGUUUUUAAGGAAAUCAUGAAGUUUUUUAGAUUAUUUCUUGGAAUAAACACCAAAUUACAGCUCUCUUAUCCAAGAAAUCAAAACAGAGGAACUUAAAUACGAAAUGGAAAAUUUAGUAAAGGGUGUGGAGGAGAAGGGGAGAAAAUAUUGUGGAAAAAUCAUUCCAUAAAUACUUAAAAUCUGAAAUAUUCUGAUAAAAUAAACUUUAGCUUGAGUGAACUAAUAAAAUAAGGACAUAAAUCAAAAUAAAUUAAAUCCAUAUAUUUAAAUUAUUCAUAUUUGAUAAUGAUAUCACAAAUUUAAAUGAUUUCUAUUAAUUCAUCUAUUUUGUGA